Messenger RNA from Tetranychus urticae (two-spotted spider mite), 6398 nucleotides. Lineage: Eukaryota; Metazoa; Arthropoda; Arachnida; Trombidiformes; Tetranychidae. The record is from RefSeq and is a predicted model, not a curated record.
CGUUUUCUCAUUCCAUUUUGUGACUCCAACAAGUUAACAUGGAUUAAGAUUUGCUUUUAUAUCUUUCACUUUCUUUGCCUUUUACUGUCGACAUUUUUAUCAUGAAAGACCGUUCAAGUGUCUCAACUUCAGUUUUAUUUCAAUUUAUUUUGUCGACUAACUUGACCAUUGGCUAAUCUUGAAAUGUGAAAUGCUUGAUCAUUUUAUGAAUGAAUCCAUUUUUUAAGAUUCAACUUUAUUCUUUUCUGUGGUUCAAUGUUUUCAAUGUGGGAUUAAGUUUUGAAAUGUGAUCUUCCUUUUGGGCAAAAACAUCUUCUAAUGGUCUGUAGGUUUACUCGACCGGUUCAUUUUGUGUGCAACUUGGAGAGUUACAACGGUUUAUGGCCGAUAAUUUGUUUACUACCUUAACCAGUGGUAGACCUUAUGAGUAUGACCCUUCAAUCACGAGCUGUUCGAGUGUCAACUCUUGCUUAAAAGAGAAUGGACAGUCUUUCAAUGUUCCGCUGAAUGAAAAUACUUUUAAAGUCUAUCCAAGUGAACCGCCUAAAUAUAACCAAUCGGGUGAACAUUCAAUCAAUUUUUGGUCAACCACUUCAGAUUUAUCAUCUUCAUCGUCUUCAUCACUGUGCUCUACCUUUACAAAUGAAAACACUUGGAAUCGAAAUAAACUUAGAAGUAAUCGUCCACCAUUAUUAUCGCUUUCAUCACCAUAUUCAUGUUCAAAUUCGGCAGCAAAUCCAACGUCAAGUUGUACACCAGCAGCGGCAAUAUCAAAGAGUUCAAUAUCAAACAAAUGCAGUUCCAUUGUUUACCCCACAUCUCGAUAUAAUCUUUACUCAGUGGAAGAAAAGACUCAAAGACAGAGAUUAUCUUCUGAUGAUAUUGAACAAGGUGAAUAUGGAAGUCAAGAGUUUGAAGAGGAGAUUGAUGAUGAUGCUGAAGAUGAAGAAGAGUUCGAUGAAGACGAUGAUGGAAGAGAUUCAACUGAAAGUAAAGGCUUUCUGGUUCCCUUACGUGGCUGUGAUACUAUCGAACCUCAAGCCGAUGCCUUGCCUGGAAUCUUACGGAACAAGUUGCACCAUUCGGUUACCUCAACUGAAUCACUGCCUAGAUCUAGUCACGGUGAACCGAUACCUUGCAAUUAUGCCAAACUGAAUGAGCCAAACUUGACUGGUAAUGCUGAUGACAGUGGUGAAGAUGAAGAAGAAGAAGAAGAGGACGAUGAUGAUGAAAAUGUCACUUGUGAUAAAUUAAUUGGAAAAGUGGGUCGAAAAGAAGGUGGAAAAUUAAUGAAAAAUCAAACAAUGGACAGUGAGUCACCUCACCCCAAACCAUUGACUCGGUUCACUCCUAAAGGGGUCUCCAUCACACCGUCAACUGUAACCUCAUCAUCAGCCUCAAAGUGCAAGGCAAGCACAACAACAGUUGCCUCUAAACUUGCGCCACCAGGUGAACCUGUCUCAAGCACCACUAAUGAGCGACUCAAUCAACCUCGUGUAAGCCUUUUAGGUCGACCCUUGUGUCUCAAUGUAGCCCGUAAUCGAACUCGUGAUCAAAUUAUUCGUAAAUACCAAUUUCUUGUCCACAAUUUUCUUGAACGCCCACGAGGUAAACGUGCUCUUUCAUAUCACAUGCUAGUGUUUUGUAUGGUAUUUACUUGCCUUAUUUUGAGUGUUUUUUCAACAAUUAAGGAGUAUGAAGAUGCUGCCUCUGCAAUACUUUUAAAAAUGGAAUUGUUGAUGAUAGUUUGGUUUACAGUUGAAUUUUUUUUACGACUUUGGUCAGCCGGAUGCCGAUCGAGAUAUCAAGGUUGGGUUGGAAGGAUGCGCUUUUUACGAAGUCCUUUUUGUGUUAUUGAUAUUGUUGUUAUUAUUGCAUCCAUUGUGGUCUUUAUCGUUGGAACUGGAGGUCAAGUUUUUGCUACUUCAGCCCUUCGUGGCCUUCGAUUCUUCCAAAUACUCCGAAUGGUUCGAAUGGACAGAAGAGGUGGAACAUGGAAACUAUUAGGUUCAGUUGUCUAUGCACAUCGACAGGAGCUCAUCACGACUGUUUACAUUGGCUUUCUUGGCCUCAUAUUUUCAUCCUUCCUUGUAUAUUUAGUUGAAAAAGAUUCAAAUCCGGAAACCUUUGAAAAUUUUGCAGAUGCCCUUUGGUGGGGAGUGAUAACACUUUGUACAGUAGGUUAUGGUGAUAUUGUACCUAAAACAUGGCCUGGUAAAUUGAUAGCAUCUUUUUGUGCACUUCUUGGAAUCUCAUUUUUUGCCUUACCUGCGGGAAUUCUUGGUUCUGGCUUUGCUUUAAAAGUUCAACAACAACAAAGACAAAAGCACAUGAUCAGACGCCGAGGUCCAGCAGCAACCUUAAUCCAAUGCCUUUGGCGAUGUUAUGCUGCCGAUGAGAAUUCAAUGUCAGUUGCUACUUGGAAGAUUCAUCAAGUACCAUUACCAAGUCCUCCAGCAUACACUUCGGGUUCAUUUACUUUGAGGCGUAAAGAGAAGCUGGAUUUGCCACCUUCAAGUGGCAGUCUAUUUAAACACAAUACUUCAUUCGUGAGUCGCUUUUCAACGAAACGUCGCCACAAACCCACAACUACACCUUCACAUGUACAUUCUCCUGUAACUCGAAGUCGUUACACACCUUUAGCUGAUUCAACCAAUCAACGAAAUGAAGGCAACAAUAACAAUGAUGGUCCGCGAAUACCUGCAAGUGUUAGUGAAGAUAGUGUUACAAAGGAAGUCUCAGACACAUCGAAACGAAACUCAGAUGGACCUUCGUCUAGAAAUUCAUUCUUAAGGAACCUUGACUCUUUAGACGUGGACGAUGGAUCAGUACCAUUGGUAUUGUGUCACAUGCUCCAGCGUGAUUGUAAUCAUCCACCAUUACUUGCUCUUUCACCCACUUUUCAACCUCAUUUCUACGAUGCCUCAGAAAUAUCUCCCGACCAAAGGCCAAGCUAUUUUUGUGCACCCAAUAUAUUUUCACGGUCUCGUAAAGAGAGCAUUAAAUUAGAUGAAGAACCAGAAGAACCCAAGUUGACUGUUUUAACGAAGCAACACAAGAAUGCAAUAAGAUCCCUUCGAAAGAUCAAAUAUUUCGUUGCUCGACGCAAGUUCAAGGAAGCUCUUAAACCUUAUGAUGUCAAAGAUGUUAUUGAACAAUACUCAGCUGGUCAUGUUGAUUUAUUGGCGAGAACAAAGAAUAUCCAAGCAAGGUUGGACGUCAUUUUGGGUAAAGUUGGUUCCAAAGCCAUUGAUGCCUAUGAAUCUAAAAUGAGUUUAGCUUCAAGGAUUGUUAAAGUUGAGCGAACGGUUGAAGACGUUGAGAAUAAAGUUGAUCAACUAUUGGAAAUGUACUUGGAAGAUCGAUGUAACUUUCAAGCUCUUUCAACAAUCUUAAUCAAUAACCGAUCAACGGGGCCACCAAGUUCAUCAUCUUUAACAAUCAAUCAAAACUCCUAUCCACAACCACCCACAACCAAUUAUACUCAACAACAACAGCAACAACAACAACAACACUAUUCACAUUGUGCUCAAGAAAUUACCUCACCAACACCACCUUGUCUAAUGGGUGCAACUGCAUCACCAAGUCCACUCAUUGGACUCUCAACUCCACCUGGAGCCUCGCCCUUGCCCCAUCCAACAAGCCUACUCUCCUCAGCCUCGGGUCCGUACACAUUUUCACCUUAUCCUGGUGGACCUGCCGGUGGUACCAUUUACUCUCAUCCUACCGGUGCUCCAAUCACUUUUGUAACCCGUCCUAAGCCCAUUCUGGUGGACAAACAAUCCUCUGAACCCAAUACUCCAGUUUCCAAAAAUUUUGACCGUCCAAUGACCCGAGGCAACUCUGACCUUUCUCAAAGGUUUGUCAAGAAACGGGUCACUCUUCGUCAUUCCCUGGAUACCUGUACACCAGCCUCUUCACACCGAUCAGGAUCAACUGGUACCGAGGGUACAUCAAGUGGUCUCACUGGUUCCCAUUGGUCUCGAGGUCUUGUCUCUUCUGUUAUAACCUCAACCUCUUCCCCAUCAGCCUUUGAUCAAGUCUACCCUAGGCGUACAAUUAAAUCUGAAUCUUCACUGGGCUGCAUCAUUCAUCCUUCCACUUCUUCGACCACUCCUUCAAUCAUCAUUGGACCUGAAGGAGGUGAACCCCCGAUAUCACCUUCAUCUUCCUCUUCGACAACUUACCUUCUUUUGAGCCGUCGCGAUUCAAAUUACGAUAGAGAUUCAAUUUCCACUCAAAUGUCCUCCAUAGAUUCAACUGAGCCAGAUGUUCCACAUGAACCAUGUACUCUGGUUACCUCAGAGGUAGCAUCUUUAUCUGACUCGGAAUAUGGUCAAUUGCCUUCAGGAACAUUUGAAUCAAUUAGAGAAGCCUCGCCAAUUCCAGGACAAGAAUCAAGUUACCAUUAUCAACCCUUUCACCAGCCAAGCCAAUAUCAUCAACAGCAAAAGCCAACAACAUCUACCAGUCAAUUUUCAUCAACUGACCAGCCAACAGGUCAAGGAACGGUCAGAGUAACAUCAUCAAUACCUUCAUCAUCAUCAUCAUCAUCAAGAGUCAAUAUGUAUCUUCCCUCAACUGGAAUGGACAACAGUGAAGCCAAUAUAAAUAAUAGGACAAUAAAUUCCAAUAACAAUAAUACAAGCAACAAUAAUAAUGCUAAUAAUAAAAAUUAUGACAAUAAUAAUAACAAAGAGUACAGAAGCAGUAGUUUGAGAUUGAGUAAAGAGUCCAUUGAAAAAGAUGGUGAAUCUGAUUGUGAUAUAAGUACGUCAACAGUGAUCCACAAAGAUACAGACUCGUUGAUCAAAAGUGCAACCUCAAUGGGAUCAACUUCAUCGGUUGACUCCAAGGCUUUACCUUCGCCUGGAACCACAUCAAGUCCAAUGCCAACCUCAAGCUCAACCUCAACCUACAGAUAUCACCAUCCACACCACUACCAUCAUGUAUCCCAUCGUCGACACCGUCAAGCACCAUAUCCACCAACAGUUGUACCGAUAUCACCCUCAGUCUCACCCCUGUUUCCCUCAUCACUCUCACCCAAUCCACCCUCAAGCCCGGUAUCACUAAGUCCUUCACCAACACCUCUGGUUCAGCCAACCUUAAUGCAACCCUCAACCUCAGGCAACCUUUUACCUUCAAGCUCACCACGAAGCCAGUCAAGCCCAAGCUCAACAUCAUCAUCAAGCGGAGCUUUACCAACAACCGUCAUCUUUAAAGCAAGCAAAUCAAAAGAAUCAAAAGACGACCUUUGACCCCUCCACAGUCCAUAGCUCAUUGACCAAUUGAAAAACUUGAUACUCGAAACAAGCAAAAGAAAAAAAAACGAAAUGCUCUUUUAACUCAAAAUUUCGAAGAAAAAAAUUGUUCUUUUUGGCCUUUUCCUACUCAAAGACGACAACUAUUUAGAUUACCAUUGUUGCCAUCGACAUUAUUGUUAUUGUUCAAUCGUCUCUCAAUGAGAUGAAAGGGGCAAAUUUGUUUGACCAACGCAAAGCGAACCAAAAAUUGUUUCAGAAAAGUGUUUUUAUUUCAAUUUUGACAAAAAAAGAAAAUUCGCUUUUCUUUACUUUUCUCUUCUUCUUCCUGCUCAAUCAAGGUUCAUUAAUUAAAAAGUUAAUCACAAUUAUUUCCAAAUGAGAUGAGAUUUUACAAUUUGUAUCAAAAAACUUGAAAUCGUUAAUCAUGAUGAAAAUGAUUAGCCAAUAGUGAGAAGUGAAAAAUAAUGAAAUCUUUCUCAAUUUACUUUAACUUGGACCAAAAAUGAUUAUCACAAUUAAUAUUAUACAAAACAAAACGAAACAAAUUGUUGACAUUUGUACACAAAAUACAUUGAAACAAUUAUCAUUAUCAUAUUUAUUAUUGUAAUUGGUAAUCAUCUGAAGAUGAUUUUCCAAUCGUUUCAUUUUCUUCUCUCUUCUCUUUCAAUCCAAAAUCAAUUGCAAUUACAAUCGAAAUUAGGAAUUUUAUUUUUAAUUAUUUUUCAUUUCAUUCAUCAAAUCAACCAAGACUGUGAAAUGCAUCACCUUUUUUGUAUCAAUUAUUUUAUCCUUUGAUGAUAAGUUAAUUUUGAGACACUUUUUUUCAUCACUUUUUUGCAUUCAAAUUGUCACAGCCAAUCAGCUAAGUUUCAAAUAAUGUUCACAACUUUUUUGGGUUCAAUGUGCCAGAUUAAUCUUUCAGCUUGUCAAAUGUUCAUGAUUGUAAUUACACUGGAUAUUGGUUUGACAAAUGAAACUUUUCACUUUUUCUUUUUUCCAUUGGUUUUCUUUUCUUCCCUAGAAAUGAUAAAACAAAACUAAAUGUUGAAAUACAAUUGUUCACCUGAAAAUGCCUCAAAAAUGUAAUAAUUAAUUGAAAAAAAAGAAGAAAAAGAUAAAAUUCUAAUUGCCUAA